AUGAAGAAUGUGCAAAAUACUCAAGAAAGAAACGAUGAGCGCCUGGUGCAACUAAAUGAAGCAAAUAGGGGCAUAGCACGAAAUGAUGAUUUGUGGAUGGGACAAACAGUCCUAUAUUGCAAUAGAACCAGGGAAAACAAAUUUGAUGAAAGAUUCUCGCACUCAUUUAGAAUCACCAAAAUCCAUAGGCUUGGAACUUAUACAAUCAUCAACAUGACGUCCGACCUGAAGAUUAGAGCCGCCGGGAAUGACAUUAAACCGUACACUCUGGAAGAUGCAGAAAUACUCUUCGCAGAGCCUCCAGAAAGCUGCUCUAAGGCAGGAAGAGUGUGGACGAUCGGACCACAGAUAAGAUUCAAAGUACCUGGUCCACUAGCACCAGAUGAUCAAUCAGACUAG
Messenger RNA from Enterospora canceri, 399 nucleotides. The record is from the annotation of a GenBank genome assembly. NCBI's taxonomy places the organism in Eukaryota, Fungi, Microsporidia, Enterocytozoonidae.